AUGUCUGAGGGCUAUUAUAAUUCGAAGAAGACUGAUGAUAUCUGCGAGGAUGUUUGUGGAGAGCAGGGAGCGCCUGCAGCCCUGAACAUGUCAAGAAGACUCAAGUGUGUUUUGCGAGGAUUGGACUUCAAGACUUACAUGUUUAUGUUUGUUAUCAUCCCAAUAGGUGUCUUUUUAAUCUAUUUGCACGGCCAGAAAAUCUCGUACUUUUUUAGACCACUCUGGGAAUCUCCACCGAAGCCGUUCCAUGAAAUUCCUCACUAUUAUCACGAGAACGUGUCGAUGGAGUCUCUUUGUAAACUUCAUGGGUGGGGCAUUCGUGAAUCGCCCAGACGUGUCUUUGACGCUGUUUUGUUUAGCAAUGAAGUUGAAAUGCUUACUAUCCGAUGGAAAGAAAUGUAUCCUUAUGUUUCACAAUAUGUGCUUCUUGAAUCAAACUCAACGUUUACGGGAUUCAUCAAACCGUUGGUUUACGCGCGCAAUAGGGAUAAGUUCAAGUUUGUUGAGCCACGUCUGACAUAUGGCGUUAUUGGUGGGAGGUUCAGGAAAAAGGAAAAUCCGUUUGUUGAGGAGGCGUAUCAAAGAGUUGCAUUGGAUCAGCUUCUGAGGAUAGCAGGCAUUGAAGAUGAUGAUCUUUUGAUAAUGUCGGAUGUUGACGAGAUUCCUAGUGCACACACGGUUAAUCUCUUGAGGUGGUGCGACAAAAUCCCUCCGGUUCUUCAUCUUCAACUGAGGAAUUACUUGUACUCUUUCGAGUUUUUUCUCGACAACAAAAGUUGGAGAGCGUCAAUCCACAGAUACCAGGCCGACAAAACAAGGUAUGCACACUAUAGACAGUCUGAUGUACUGCUAUCAGAUGCUGGGUGGCAUUGUAGUUUCUGUUUCCGCCGUAUCAGUGAGUUUGUGUUUAAGAUGAAAGCAUACAGUCACUACGAUCGGGUGAGGUUCCCUCAUUACUUGAGCCCUGAGCGGAUACAGAAUGUGAUAUGCAAAGGUGCUGACUUAUUCGACAUGCUUCCUGAAGAGUAUACGUUUAAGGAGAUCAUUGGAAAACUUGGAGCAAUUCCACAUUCUUAUUCUGCGGUGCAUCUUCCUGCAUAUUUAUUAAAUAACGCAGAGAGAUACAAGUACUUGUUACCUGGUAACUGCAAAAGAGAAAGUGGCUGA
This is a messenger RNA of Vicia faba (fava bean), 1167 nucleotides long. Lineage: Eukaryota; Viridiplantae; Streptophyta; Magnoliopsida; Fabales; Fabaceae. The record is from the annotation of a GenBank genome assembly.